Molecule: messenger RNA, 7065 nt
Organism: Melitaea cinxia (Glanville fritillary)
Lineage: Eukaryota; Metazoa; Arthropoda; Insecta; Lepidoptera; Nymphalidae
Gene: scrib
Product: protein lap4-like
Exons: 33
Coding region: 169-6651 (2160 amino acids)
Biological process (GO): neurotransmitter receptor transport postsynaptic membrane to endosome; neurotransmitter receptor transport, endosome to postsynaptic membrane
Cellular component (GO): postsynaptic membrane; adherens junction; postsynaptic density
Molecular function (GO): protein binding
Source: RefSeq, a predicted model, not a curated record
UGUAGCUUCAUUUUCGAGGGUGAGGUGCGUUGAGUAUCUUUUGGCGUAUUUUGAUGUCGUGGGACAAUUUUAAAAUGCUGAAAUAGUGUUAUAAUCGUCGAAGUGCUCAAAUAUGUGUCGUGAUAGUGAUUUAUUUAAUAAUUAUUCGAUCAUAGUGUAGUGUUCAACAUGUUUCGAUGUAUACCUUUGUUUAAAUGUAAUCGCCAAGUGGAAUGUGUAGACAAGCGGCAUUGCUCGUUGCCAACAGUACCUGAAGACAUUUUACGAUAUUCCAGGAGUUUAGAGGAACUUUUUUUGGAUGCUAACCACAUACGAGAUUUACCCAAAAAUUUCUUCCGACUUCAUAGGCUGCGGCGACUAGGACUUAGCGAUAAUGAAAUUCACAAGCUUCCACCUGAUAUACAGAAUUUUGAAAACUUAGUGGAGUUAGAUGUUUCUAGAAAUGACAUUCCUGAUAUACCAGAAGAUAUCAAGAAGCUGCGUGCGCUGCAAAUUGCAGACUUUAGCAGUAACCCCAUACCGCGGCUGCCGGCGGGCUUUAGCCAGCUGCGGUCGCUCACCGUCCUCGGCCUCAAUGAUAUGUCGCUUACUAGUUUACCCAGCGAUUUCGGCAGUUUGGUGUCUCUCCAGUCACUGGAGUUGAGAGAAAAUCUACUCAAAUCAUUGCCUGAAUCUCUAAAAAAUCUCACCAAGUUAGAGAGAUUAGAUUUGGGUGAUAAUGAAAUUGAGGAAUUGCCUGGAUUUAUUGGUGAACUCCCGGCUCUCCAAGAACUUUGGUUAGACCACAACAAGCUGCAAUAUUUACCUUCGGAAAUCGGCAAUCUGAAAGCUUUAAUAUGCUUGGACGUUAGUGAAAAUAAAUUAGAAAAAAUUCCAGAAGAAAUCGGCGGUCUUAUGUCACUUACUGAUCUUCAUCUAUCCCAAAAUAUGCUUGAAACUGUACCGAACGGUAUUGGUGAAUUAUCUAAACUAGCUAUAUUGAAAUUGGACCAAAAUAGAUUACAUACAUUAAAUGAAAAUGUAGGAAGUUGUACAAAUCUUCAAGAGCUUAUUCUAACAGAGAAUUUCUUAAUGGAACUACCAAAGUCCAUUGGAAAUCUCAAAGAGUUGACCGUAUUGAACGUCGACAGAAAUUCAUUAGGUGAAAUUCCUCUGGAGAUUGGCAAUAUGACGCUAUUGGGAGUGUUGAGUUUGCGUGACAACAAGUUAACGAAACUACCGAACGAACUCGGGAACUGCAAAUCACUUCAUGUUCUGGAUGUCAGUGGGAACAGAUUACAGUAUUUACCGUACACAUUAGUAAAUUUGGAACUGAAAGCAGUAUGGUUGUCAGAAAACCAAGCACAACCUCUUCUGACCUUCCAAACUGAUAGGGAUGAAACAACGGGAGAAAAUGUACUUACUUGCUUCCUACUGCCUCAGCUCAGUUACACACAACAGCCAGAGUUGGAACAUACAUCAGAGGUCGGCAGUGGCACGUGGUUCAGGGAACACAGAUUUAAUUCACAGUCACAAGAGCUUGAUAGAAUACGAGAAUCAACAUUAUCAAGAGAUCAGGAUUCGGACGACGACUGGGAAGAGAAAGAAGCGUCUAGAACAAUAUCCGUCAAAUUUACUGAAGACGUCCCCGAAGCGAAAGAGGUCUCGUCGUUACAUGAGGAAAGUGAGGAGACGACUCCGUCCGAUUCGUUCUUCAGCGCACAAACUAUGCUAGGGCUGAGGCGGCCGUUAGACGUAGUUCGCAAGCUAGUUACCACGCAGCGGAGGACGUCACUGCAGAGACUCUCCUCCUCUAUUACUAACCUCACUGAGACACCGUUCGUUCGUCAGAACACGCCACAUCCUAAGGAUUUGAAGGCGAAGGCUGUGAAAUUGUUUUCAAGGACGCCCGAACAGCAACCUCAAGAGAAGGUUAACGAACCGCCGACGACCAAUGGACUGGUCAAGUCACCUCCCGAGCCCGUUCAGGCUGUAGAAGUGAUAGAACCGGUGCCACAGCAAGUGUUAAACGAAGAUAAAGAUGAAGAGAGUGACACUCAAACGCUUCAAGACAAAGAGUCGUCGGAGCCCGAAAACGAAGACGAUGACUCUGAGGAACUUGAGCGCGAGCGGCGCGUGGCGUGGUCGGGGGUGCGCGAGUGCGGCGCGCGCGCCGGCGGCCGCCUGCACCGCCGCGACACGCCGCACCACCUCAAGAACAAGCGCGUCACGCCGAUCGACGCGGCCCGCGCGCGCGAUCUCAUUGCGCAGGCAAUCAAAAAACGAGAACAACCCGAACUUAAAACAGACGACGACAUUUUGGAAGAUAUCCCCGACGGUGAAUCGGUAUCGGAGCGAGCGGAUAGCGAAGCACGAAUAGUAAACGAUCAACGAUGUAAAGAGGUGCACAUAGCUCGCGCCGCCGGCGGCCUCGGCCUCAGUAUAGCUGGUGGACGAGGCUCUACGCCGUACAUCGGCGACGAUGACGGCAUCUUUAUUUCUCGAGUUACACCUAAUGGACCGGCGUAUUUAGCAGGACUCAGGGUGGGCGACAAAGUUUUGUCUGUCAACGGUACAUCAGUUGUAGAGGUCGACCAUUAUUAUGCAGUUGAAGUACUUAAAGCGAGCGGACCAACGCUCACACUCGUUGUAACCAGAGAUUCGCCGACGUCAACAAGAACACACAGCCGAGCACCGAGUGGUGCCAGUCACCACUCCGUGUCAAGUACUACUGAUACAGUAUCUACUUUAGAAAAUGGACAGAUACCGACUGGUCGCGGGGUGGGCAAGCCGCUCAUCAUCAGCAACCAAUACGCGCAGGAGUUUGAGCCGGAGGAAAAGUCGCAGCCAGUCGCACCCGUCACACCCGUCGCACCGGCCACACCCGUCACACCCGUCACACCCGUCACACCCGUCACACCCGUCACACCCGUGGGCCGCUCGCCGCAGCCCUACCGUCUGCAGGCCUCGCCUCCACCCGCUACGCAGCCCUAUGUGCCACCUGUGUAUCAACAAAAAGUGUUAGUCCACACGACGCUGAUCCGCGACGGCUCGGGGCUAGGGUUCAGCAUAGCGGGCGGCAAGGGCUCGCCGCCCUACAGGGACGACAGCGACGCCAUCUACGUGUCGCGCAUCUCUCCACAGGGCGCCGCCGCUAAGGACGGCAAGAUGCUGGUCGGGGACAAAGUCGUCUCGAUCAACGGUGUCGACAUGGAGAACACCUCACACGAAACAGCUGUUUCGCUACUGACCGGCCACGAACGAUUUGUGCGACUUGUCCUCCAGCGGACAAUCACGUCCGAUCAAGGCGAAUUGCUCCCGCGGAGAUCAACAUCAGAAGAAGUGAGAGAACAUAAGACGAGUUUGCCGAAUGUUAACGUCACAAUGACCCAAAAACCCACGUCUAAUCACGUCCCGCUCACCGGAAACCACACCACACCGCGAGUGACGCACAUUAUAUCGCAACAACAACCACAACCGAAACCGCAACCGCAACAACAACCACAAAUGCAACCGCGACCGCAACCACAGCCACAAAUGCAAACGCACUCGCAUCCGCACUUGCAACAACAAACACAAACCACUUUUGCACAGACAGCCGUGCCGCAACCCGCACCACGGAAACUUAGUCAGACCAAUGGAACGGCGGGCACGAAACCGGCAACUAACAGUACGAGCACGCCUCUAACUCCCGGCGCCAAUAAAUUGCACGGCUCUAACGACGACGUAUUCGACGACAUCCAGCCGGCGAGGCCGCUGACUAGCGAGGAGUUCCAAGCGAUGAUCCCGGCGCACUUCCUGGGCACGGCGCGCGGCGCGCGGUCCGCGUCGCCGCCGGAGCGCGGCGUGCGCGUCACGGUGCGGCGGCCCUCCCCCGCGCCGCUGCUGCCGCCGCCGCCCGCCGCGCCCGGCCGCGUCACCGAGACCAUCACCAAGUCCACCUUCACCGAGACGACGGUCACGCGCGUCACCGACAACCGCCUCGUCGAGCCACUCAUCAUCGAAGACGUGACGUUAGUCAAAGAAGGAGGAUCUCUCGGAUUUAGCAUAAUCGGUGGAACGGAUCAUUCCUGUGUGCCUUUCGGUGGAAAAGAGCCUGGAAUAUUCAUAUCUCACAUCGUGCCGGGCGGCGUGGCGGCGCGCUCAGGCAAGCUUCGCAUGGGUGACCGGCUUAUCAAGGUGAACGGCACAGAGCUGGCGGGCGCCACGCACCGCGACGCCGUGCAGCUGUUACUGCAGCCCGGAGCCACGCUGCAGCUCACCGUGCGGCACGACCCCCUGCCGUCUGGCUUCCAGGAGCUUACUAUAAUUAAACAAGAGGGAGAAAAACUCGGAAUGCACAUAAAGGGUGGUCUAAACGGUCAACGUGGCAACCCUAACGACCCUAACGAUGAAGGAGUUUUCAUAUCGAAAAUAAACAGCGGUGGCGCCGCUAGGAGGGAUGGCAGACUUAAGGUGGGCAUGCGGCUGCUGGAGGUGAACGGCGCGUCGCUGCUGGGCGCCACGCACGCGGAGGCGGUGAACGCGCUGCGCGCCGCCACGCACGCGCCGCUGCACCUCGUCGUGUGCCACGGGUACUCGCGCGCCGACAAGGGCACCACGGGAAGCGAGAGCGGAACGGCAGAUACAGGCGGCUCUCUGUCUCACUCCACGUCGAGCCUCGAUAGAGACGAAUCGUUGCACCAAAAUCAGGAUCAUCACAGUCGACAGGAUUUAGUGGAGUUUGAACAAGAGAAACAAGUCGCGGAAAUGCGGGAAAAGACCACGCCCGAAAAGGUGAUGGACAUCGUGCACGCGGUGGAGAGCAUCGCGCUGGAGCCGGCGCCGCCCACGUCGCCCGCGUGGCCCGCGUCGCCCGAGCCGCAGCACAAGACCACCACCGUCGUCAUGUCCAAGCACACGCUGCAGCCGCAGUCGUCGAGUCCAGAAGCGGCGCCGCCGUCCCCGCUCGCGGCGUUCACUCAACAAAAGGUGAAGACUCCGCCUCCGCCCGCAGCGGUCGGCUCUCCGGACGGCACGCCCGUCGACCCGCCGCCCAUCAGACCGAAACCACAAGUGCCCCGCAAACCGCAAACGAAACGAGUUAGUUUCAUUUCGGAACCUCACGAAACACACCGACCAUUGUCGACGAACGACCGACCCAGCCCCGGAAUUUUAACGCAUGGGACGCAUGAUGAAACCGCUCCGGAGCCCCCGACCACUAACGAUGCAUGCCAGGGCAGAAGCUCUAUACUAAUACGAAAUCGACCCACAAAAAUAGAGAUGAGCGACACGAAUUCCAAUGUUGUUCGCCCCGACGAAUUUAUUAUACCUCCUCCGCCUCUGUUCUCCACAAAAGUAAGUCAAAGUCAGUUAGUACACGACGUGGCACGCGAGCUAGAUGCCCCUCUUAUCACUGUCGUACCCGAGCGAGUAGUUUUACCGGAACCUAUCGUGGCAGAAACUGCUAUUCAAUCAUCUAAUUCCACUGAUUCUCCCGAAACUGAAUUUCCACCAACAAUAAAUUUUAAUACUCUUCCAACUUUAGACACCUCAUUCAAACCAGAUGAUCCUUUUCGCUCGACCAUUUUUUCUGAAGUGCCUUCGCAUCAAAUCUUUCGAACUGAUCUUCCUUACAAUGACGAUGAUGAGUAUUACAACGAACUAUCCGCCAGUCCAGUUGGAGAACCCGGCCUGCCAGCAUUAUUGCAUGCACAGUAUAAAACACUUCCGACGGUCUCACAUAUACCUAACUCACCUUGCUAUUUGCAUCCAGAUAAAAGCUACUUUGAAGAUUCCCCCGAGCUUGCUCAUGAGUCGUUAUUCGAUUUAAGAACUAAGAAUAUUACAUCAAACAUGAUACAUUCGAAAACAUACCCCCCAGGCAAUCCUUACCCAUCUUUAACGACAGUCGCGGGAACUUUCAAUCCAUACACGUGCACUAUUCCAGUACGUGUCUCGCAUGAUAUGUCAUAUUCGACUUCUAUUCCCCAAUCACCGCCAUUAGUUAGUUCAGUAGAGAGAGACAUAAACGCCAACGUUACGCAAUCUGUUCCAAUUAAAGCGGGAGAUGCCCCUAAAAUUAUUCAAUCAGAAAGAAGAGUUCGUUUUGGCGAAGUGACGACUGCGCCUGAAUUCGAUAGAUUUUCAAACAGCUCAGAAUCGAUGGGAGAGGAAAGCACUUCGCCCGCAUCUGCCAUGAAACCCGGGUGGAGCAGCAAAAUCAAAUCCUUCGCCAUCGGCGAGGCUUCCCCACCUCAAUCUGGUAAUUUUGUAAAAGCGUCUGUAAGCGAUAAGAAAAAGUUUUUCGAAAAUGCAAUGGAAGAGAGUCAUAAGUCAUCGCUCAAACCAGAGAAAGUAUUCACAUUUUUAUCAGCGGAUGAGGUGGAGAAAUUGAAGCAGGAAGAGGAGAGGAAAAUGGCGUCUCUGUCGCGCGCCGAGCUCGGCUCGUGGUCCCCCGGGGAGGACCGCAGCGGAGACAGCGAGCGCUCCGACGACGAGCCCAUUGAGAACGGCCACAGGUACCGCCCCACAUUAUACUCUGUGCACUGUAGCACCAUACGUGAAUGUCAAUCUGUACAUCACAGACUAUCUUCUCUUUUCGAGAUUGACAAGUCUAAAAAACAUAGUAAUUUGUUAAUCGGAUAUAAAGUCGUCGUCGAAGCGAACAGUUCUUUCGCUAAUUCCAUUUGAUACAAAGACCGUCCGAAAAAAGUUUAAUUGAAAAAAAAGUAGAUAUACAUAUGUUAUAAUUUUUGUAACGUGAAUGGCUUCUGCAGUCGUAGACGAACUCUUUUGAAGUAGGGGAUAGCGGAAUGUAUACCGCUCAAAAUCUGGAGGUCUGUCUGGAGAAGUACCUCAGCCUUACAGAAGGUCACAACUAAAUAACACCGCUCGCAAGUAGUGUCGUAUUCCUGUGGCAAGUGUGGUUGACCGCUCACCAUCGCGACCUACUUGUAUAAAAGGCCCGCAAGCGAGACGCCAAGUAACCCCGAGCCCUCCCAGAGGGCUUCCCUUCUUCCUUCGCGGUUGGUGUCUUUAGUAUCCGGCCCCUCUUACUGGUGACGCUGUAAAGGCCGAUAGCAGCACUCUACAAUUCGAAAAAAA